This is a messenger RNA of Marmota monax (woodchuck), 6497 nucleotides long. It is a transcript of the gene Dusp11, whose product is annotated as dual specificity phosphatase 11. The transcript has 9 exons. Bases 138 to 1136 code for a protein of 332 amino acids. Gene Ontology annotation, molecular function: polynucleotide 5'-phosphatase activity; protein tyrosine/serine/threonine phosphatase activity. The record is from RefSeq and is a predicted model, not a curated record. NCBI's taxonomy places the organism in Eukaryota, Metazoa, Chordata, Mammalia, Rodentia, Sciuridae. Gene Ontology annotation, biological process: protein dephosphorylation.
GCAGUGGCGACGCACCGGGCAUUCUGUGGGUAGCUCCUGGGCGCGCUUCCGACCCAGCUUCUUGUUCCGGCACCGAGGACGCCAGACUGACGGCUUUGACCCGCUUGGCACUGGGUGGACGGCAUCUCGGCCCCCAAAUGAGCCAAUGGCAUCAUGCCCGCAGUGGCUGGGGUCGGGGACGCGACUUUUCUGGUCGUCCCUCAGCAAAGAGAAAGGGCGGAAACCGCAUCCCGGAAAGGUGGAAAGACUAUCUCCCAGUUGGACAGAGGAUGCCUGGGACUCGAUUCAUUGCUUUCAAAGUUCCUUUGCAAAAGAGUUUUGAAGCGAAACUUGCUCCAGAAGAACGCUUUUCUCCUCUGGAUCUUUUUAACAAAAUCCGAGAACAAAAUGAAGAGCUUGGACUGAUUAUUGAUUUAACAUAUACUCAGCGCUAUUAUAAGUCAGAGGAUUUGCCAGAAACUAUUCCUUACUUAAAAAUUUUUACAGUUGGGCAUCAAGUGCCUGAUAACAACACUAUUUUUAAAUUCAAAUGUGCUGUUAGUGGAUUUUUGAAAGAAAAUAAAGACAAUGACAAACUUAUUGGUGUCCACUGUACACAUGGCUUAAACCGGACUGGUUACCUCAUCUGCAGAUAUUUGAUUGAUGUAGAAGGCAUGAGGCCAGAUGAUGCAAUUGAAUUAUUCAAUAGGUGCCGGGGACAUUGCAUAGAAAGACAAAACUACAUUGAAGACCUUCAGAAUGGUCCUGUCAGAAAGAAUUGGAAUUCCAGUGUAUCCAGGUCAAGUGAUUUUGAAGACUCAGCACAUCUCAUGGAACCAGUCCACACCUCUAACAAGUCUGGUAACCAAGGGUCUAGGUAUAACUUACAUCGGACCUAUGGUUAUCCAAUGCCUUCCCGGCGUUUUCACACCCAGUCCCCACACUUGCAGCAGCCAUUCAGAAAAUUUUCACAAAAUCAGAAUGUUUACCAGAGAGGCCAUAUCCCUCCUCCUGGCCCUGCUGGAGAGGACUAUUCACAAAGGAGAUACUUUUGGAAUGUGAAGCCAAAUGGCAGUCAAGCAGUCCAGGAUAAGAGGUGGUGUCCUGGCAGUUAUCAGAGACUGUCCUAUCCAGCCUACUGGGGAUGGACCGAGUGAUACAAAACCUGUCCUGGAUAUCUCCCUGGAGACCAGAGCUGCACUGAAGAUAACUGGAGUGACUUAAUAAAAUCAGGUCAAAUGAGGUUUUUCAGGUCAAAUGAGGUUUUUGCUUGUUUUUUUUUUUUUUAUUUUUUAUUUUAUAUGUAUCUAUUUUAUUGUUUCCUUUAUAUGUGUUCAAGCUUUUAAAGGAAUUACAUUAAUAUUUACCUUUUUGCUGAUAAAUUUACAGUAAUUACAGCAAUACCAAAACAAAACAAACAAAAAACAGAACAAAAUCUGUCAUUCCAGUCUUAAAGUUUUCUAAAGGAAGAUGAUAUUUUAGAACUUAAGUAUUAAGAACUUCUCUUGCAAGUUAUUUUUUAAAAUAGUAUCUUUUUUCUAUGUAUUUUCUUCUGACUAGACUUGUAACAUAAGUUUGUGUAUGUACAGAAAUUUUUAGUGUUUUUUGUCAUGUUCUAUUGACCCAGUCAUAAGGGUAUCUUUUUUCCAUAAUUCUUCAAAAUUUCAAUUAAAAUUUACCUAGGAGAAAAUUUCUUUAGAAGCUAGUCACUAUCUGUAAUUAAUUGUGGUGUUUUUGUGAUUAUAUAUUUCUUUCUUUGGCAGUUUUUUUGUGGUAUUUGACCAACUUCCUUUCACUGAAUUGCCAGAUAUACCAUCUAACCCAGAGAUGGAUAAAAUUUGAGAGAUUGGUUAGCAGUUGGGUGAGAGAAACUGAUUUGAUAAACCAGAAUGCUGGUUAAUUAAAUCAAAUCAUUAUUUACCUGAUAGGGUAAAUGUCAUGAAUAGGGUAGAACUAUCCAGAAAACUUAGAAACUUUAUCGAUUAUAAAGGUUGACUGAUGAACAAAUGGGGUGUGACUAUAAAUUGCCUGGGAUAUCUGGCAUGUUUUGAUGUUAUUGCUCCUCUGCUGAACAUAACCCUCUGGGAUUUUUCUCCAGUUACCUAUCACUGGAGUGGUGCUUUACCUCAAGAACAUGAAGGUAGAUCAUUUGGGAGAAUGUUAAUUAUUUUUAGUGCAGAGGGAGCCAGAAACCUUUGUUUACCCAAGCCAAGUGUCUCAUCAUCCUCUCAAUCAAUAUUUGAUGAAUACUUGGGCAACUUGGCUUCCUUUUUUAAAGCCUCUGGUUUUGAGGAUUUCUGAUACUGCAUAUGAGGGUAUUUUCUCUGUUCUCUCUUGUGUAUGAACAAUCUGACUUUAAGGAAGUAUUCUACUUCAGCUGUUCUUGCCUGUAUCUGAUUGGCUCAAUCAGAGUACUCUAUUUGAUCUAAGUAAUGGCUCAUAAAGUUUUUCUCUGCUCUCCACAUUUAACAGAGAUACAAAAGUCCUUCUUGCUACAAGCCUACUCUUAUAGAAUUGUUCCCCAGGAUACAUCCUGAAGGCUCACAUUGGAAGAAAUUGGAGCAAGACAACUGUAAGGCAAAGCAGAAUCAGCAGGGGUAGGUAUGGGAAUCCAGCUAGUCUCAUAGUUGUGAAAAAGGCCUUGGCAAGCAGCUUCAAAGGAAAACACUCCCAGUAGAAAGGGCCAUCAUAUAAGCUUUGCCUCCUUCAAAAAUUUUUAUUUAUCAUCCCUUUUGUAUUCUCCCUUAUUUUAGCUAUCAGCAUGGCUUGUUUAAAAAAAAAAGCAAAACUAAUUAGGAUUUGAUAUCUCCUGUUUCAUUUAUUCUGUAACACAUUGGUUCUGGUUUCUGCUCAUACCAUUGAAAGGCUUCUGGCUGAAAGGACCAGCAGCCCCCUUUUAAAAAGGGCUUUCGUAGUCUGUUCAGGCUUUUAAAAUUUAUGUUUUUAUUUUAAAAGCACAUUUUAAAACUCAGAUAGCUCUACUGAGAUUACCAUGAAAAAGAACAGUCCUCUACCCUGCCCCAAUAUUCUUUUCUCAGAAGCAACCACCUUAAGUAUUUUCAUGUUAUCAUCUGGUAUUUGGCUCCAUUAUUUAAAUAAUAUGACUAUAGCCACUUCUUGUUUUUUCAAUUUAUGAUACUAUGGUAGAUGAGGAGAAUGCUUUUGCAGACCUUCUACCCAUUCCACACAUAAAACUUGUUAAAUCUGUUCUAAAUUCAUGUUACUAGGUAAAUAUUAUUCCAUGAGCCAUAAGGUACCAUAGUUACGUUUCUUAUAAUCCCCUUUUCCCUGUCAUUUUUGCUUCAUUUUUUGCCUCUUUCCCUAUGGACCUAUCACUAGUUCGUACCCCAAAUCUCUAAUAGCAUUAUAAAAUAUCUCAACAUGGGUAAAUUCAUCAGAUUCUUUUUCAUUUGAAAUCUUCCCUGGAGCCCUCUUGGUCUGUUUCAGGUUAGGUUCUGUGUUUGUUUUCUAGGGCUACCAUAACAAAAUACCACAGACUGGGUAGCUUAAAUUACAGAAAUGUGUUUGCUAAUAGUUCUGGAAACUAGAAAAGAUAAAGAUGUCAGCAGGGUUGAUUUCUUUGAGGCUUAUCAUUUUGUGGAUGACUGGUUCUUCCUGUGUCUUUGCAUGGUCUUUCUUUUGUGUUUGUCAGUGUCCUAAUCUCUCUCUCUCUCCAGUGGUUUUUUGUUGGUUUGGUUUAGGUUUUUGGUGGUGCUAGGGAUUGAAUCCAGGUCCUCACUUACUAGGGAGGUGCUGUACCUCUGAGCUACAUCAUCAGCCCUUUCCUCUUAAAAGGAUGUCAGUCAUGUUGGAUGAGGGCCCAUCCUAGCACCUCACUUGAAUUUACUUACCUGGUUAAAAGCUCUGUCUCCCAACUACAGUCACAUCUCCAGAUGUUGGUAGUUAGAACUUCAACAUAGGAAUUUGGGGGGAACACAACUCUGUCCGUAACAACUCUGUCUCUAGACCUAGGCAUAGCUCCUUCCCCGGAAUUCCACUUCAUCUUUACCCUGUUUAUUUCUUAGGCCUCUCUUGUGUCUCCUGGAUCCUGUAGCUGCUGCUUUCAUGGUUUCCUUCCCUAUUUGGUGGAUUAUAUCCUUCAGUAGUCAAUGGGAUGUAAUUUUUUUUUUAAUAGUAUUUUUUAGUUGUAGAUGGACACAAUACUUUUAUUUUAUUUGUUUAUUUUUAUGUAGUGCCAGGGAUAUAACCCAGUGCCUCACGCAUGCUAGGCAAGCACUCCACCACUGAGCCCCAACCCUGGCCCCCAGGAUGUAAAUUUUUUAAAAUUCUUUAGUGACAAAUUGAUUUAUUUUUUUCUUCAUUAAUAGUUGAAUUUGCUAUAAAAUUGCAGGUGAGCACUUUUAAAUGCAUGUAUACAUUGUUCUGCAUGUCAUUGUUACUGUUGAAUCCUGUAACUAUUCUGAUUCUAGAGCUUUUAUUUUUUUUUUCUUGAAGCUUUAAGGUCUUUAUUUCAGGUGUCUUAAUGUAUUUUAAAAUGCAUAAUACUAUAUUUAGUGAGCUUUUCAAUCUGGCAAGUUAUGAGAAAUUUUCAUUUUUAUGCUCUUCUGGGGGAACUAGUUGAAUGUUGGAUUUUCUGAAAUGUACCUCUAAGUUAAUUGUAUAUUUUUUUCUCCUAUUUUCUAUUUUUAAGCCCUUUGCUUUUUUAAAAAAUCUGCUGUUUUCUAAACACACACUUGUGUGUAUGUAAUUAUAUAUUUUUUUCGGGGUUUUUUUAUAUGUGUAUAAUUUUAAAGAGAUGGGAUCUUACUAUGUUGCCCAGGCUGGUCCUGAAUUACCAGGCUCAAGCAAUCCUUUGCCUCAGCCUCCUGAGUAGCCAAGACUUUGGGCUUAUUCUACUACCACCUCUAAUACUUAUUUCUAAGAACUAGCUCUUUUUUUUUUUUAUGAAUGUAUUAUCUUUUAUCUCUUUAAUGAUACCUGUUUUUAAAGUUCCUUUUGAUCUCCGCAUCAACUUUCUUUUUUCCCUUGUUUGUGCCUCUGUUUCUCAUGUUAGAGGUGUUCUUGAAAUACCUGGUAACCCUAUUUAUUGGCCCUGUCUAUAUUUAAGAUUGGGGCAUUAAAACUGAUGGAAGCUCUGUUUUCUCAUAGUAAUAAGGUGAUUGGUCACUUUGUUUUCUGUUUACUUUCCCACUGCUGCACACAUUUAGGUUUUAUUUUUCUCCAUUUUGAUAGUAUCAUCUUUGAAAAUUUUAUUGCCAUCUGUCAUCUAUAUUCAUCAUCUAUCCCACUUUUUUGGGAAUUUUUAUCUUUAAAUAUACCUUUACUGUUAUUUGGUGGGGUUUGAGUAGGGGCUAGAGAUAGCUAUGAGACCCAGCAUAAUGAGAAUUUAAUUGCCAAAUAAAUUGCUGUAAGGGUUUAUCCUCAGUUUGGUAAGCUUGAGUUUUUAAAAAAAUUUAGUGCAUUGUGUCCCAGGAGUGCAGGCCAUUGAGUUAUGAUUUGGAGCCACAAACAUUCCUACUAUGGAAGGAGGCCCCAUCUAGGAUCCUGUCUAAACCUUCUUUCCAGUGAAAUUGCAAUAACUGUCCCAGAAUUAUGUCCUGAAAAUAGUUCAGUCAUGUUAUUCUCCUCUUGGAAAUCUUGAAUGGCUUAUGGGCUUCAGAUUCCAUUUUUAGCUCCUUGUCAAGGCUUUCUUUAUCUGACUGCAAGCUGACUUCUCAAAGCCUUUUACUAUGUUCCACUCCAUGUCUGUGUGCCAGCCAUUUCAUGGUACAUUGCGCCAUAUACAUUUAUGCCACCAUGUGCUUAUUCUUCCAGGUUGUUCCCUUGGCUGUAGUCUCUCCCCUGUGGUUGCUGUGAGCCAGUCCUUCUCAUUGUAUAAGCUACAUCUCUAUAAAGUCUUUUCUCCCAUCCCUGCCCACUAAGGGAAAGAUCCCUUUUUCAACAACUUACCUUGUCAUUUUAUUUAUGUCUUGUGCUAUAUGAAAUACAGGUUCUAGGGCACCAUCUCAGGCUUCCUCAACCCCUUCCUUCUCUGAAAGCACCGUCUGCCUCUGGGUCCACAUUCCCCUUUUUUAAAAACCUUUGAUACCAAAUCUUAUUGAGAUCCCCAAGUUAACUAGAAUCCAAGUUAGCUCUGGGCCUGCAAGGUCCUUCCAGCCCUGCACCUUGUAUACUCUCUUCACAGAUAUGGCCCUACUUUAGAGGAAAUGCUAUACAAUAGCUUUCUGGGCUGCCACUGAAGGGUGAGGUAAUGAUCCAGAAGUGUGGAGGAGUCUGCUCCCUCUAGGGGUUCUUGAUGAAUGAAGUGUUGAGGACCAGAGGGAGCCUGCCCCUUCUUUUCCCUGCUGAACACUACUCUCAACCAUGUUUCUGAGCCUUCCAGAGAAGGUCCGGCUUACUGAGUGAAUACACAUGCCAGACAUCCUGCACGUCUUUCUGGCUCAUUGUAAAGCAACGUUGCAUCACAUUGCUUAGCAUUGCUUCUUGCUUCGCUUACCCUUUUCUUCACCCUUACCACUCUGUUUUUAAAUACUGCAAAUAAAAUACCAGUGAUUUAA